Messenger RNA from Dermatophagoides farinae (American house dust mite), 9314 nucleotides. It is a transcript of the gene htt, whose product is annotated as huntingtin. Lineage: Eukaryota; Metazoa; Arthropoda; Arachnida; Sarcoptiformes; Pyroglyphidae. The record is from RefSeq and is a predicted model, not a curated record. Gene Ontology annotation, cellular component: nucleus; cytoplasm.
UGGUAACAGUUGUUCCGAAUGUUUUUGUAUUGUGCAAUAUAAUUUGUUGAUCAAUUUAUUUCAAGAAUUACAGAAUCGUUUAUAUUAUGAAUCUUACAGAGUCAUCAUCAUUGUUAUCCGGAUAAAAUGGCACAUAUUGAAAAAUUUAAACGUAGUUUUGAGUUAUUGAAACUUUAUACAACACAAUCACCGAAAAUAUCAGCACCAUUACCGGUGGAGAAAUCAUUGAUUUCACCCAAGUAUUUACGUCAAGACAAUAUCAUUGAUAAAAAGGAAUGUUUAAAACAAUGCGAUUAUCUUGUCAAUGUUCUCAUAUCCAUUGGUUUUCGAAAUCAUCCGGAUUUUAAUAAAUUUUUAUCACAAUCCAUUGAACUUUUAUUUCAUCUCUGCAAUAAUGAUGAUACCGAUAUUCGUAAUGUAGUCAAUGAAACUUUUGAUAAACUUAUUGGUAAUCUUAUUGAAUUCAAUUCCAAUCGAUUGUUGAGCGAACUAUGUAAAGGUAUAACGAAAUUUUCAUCAAAUCGUGCUUUACGUUUAUCAUUGACAAAGUUUUCCGAAAUAUGUCAUCGUAUUCGUUCGAACAAAUAUCGUGCAUUCACAACGAAUCUUUACUCAAGUUUUGUAACAAUAUUGAUCGAUUCACCUAAAGAUGAGCUCAUACAAGAAGCCUUAUAUACAGCCAUCUGUAAGAUCUAUCCAUUGCUUACACCUUAUGCAACCGAAAGAGAAAUAUUUGAUUUGAUGAAUGCUUAUUUGAUUAAUCUAUCAUCAUCAUUGAAUUCGAUUCGACGAUAUUCUUCCCUUUCAAUCGUUAUUUUAUGUGAUAGUGCAAGGAAACCAGAUCAUUAUUUUAAUGUUGCUUUGAAUCAUGUCGCCAAUCUUAUGUCAACGUCGACAAAAUCUAUCAUUACAGAAAAUAAAGAUUAUCUACUUACUGGCAUAUUCAUGUUGGCAAAAUGUUCAUUUUCAAAAUUGGCCAAAUAUCUUGAUCCAAAUGAACAUCCAAAAUUGUUUGAUUCAUUAUUGAAAAACUUAUCAUACAUUUAUCAGCAGAUGAUAUUGACGAUAAAAUAUGCAAUCAAUAACAUUCUUAUUAUUGCCACACUCGAAGCUUUGGUUGAAUUUUUCAAUGCAUUACCAGAGAAAAUAUUUCAAAUGUUCACCGAUCUUUGUGAAGAAGAAAUGGAGUUCAAACACAUUAGUUCAUUCCGAUCAUCGGCGAUGAAAAGUGUCAUUAAUGAUUCAUUAAUGAAUCUUGAGAAUCUUAACGAUGAAUUUGAAGAUGAAACAUUUGAAAAAGCAGGUAUAUUUUUCAGUAAUGCUGGAUCUAGUUUGGAUUUACCCGAUGAUGUAUCUGAAGCAAGCGAAAGUUUAUUUGCCAAUUCUUUAAUUGAAAAUACUGGAUCUAUUUUUGACCAUGAAAGUGAAAUUGAUACGAAAUCCAUUGAAAACAAAACACCUGAGUUCGAUCUAUCAUCUGAAGCAUCAUCAUUGAAUACGACAAGCCAUAAAUGUCCAAAUUCACCAUUUGAUAUAUCAUCAUCAUUCGAUUUGAUCAUAACCGAAAAUCAUUUACAUUCAAUUGAUUUCGAUGAUUAUAAUCUUGGUCCAUUGUUUUCAUUCGAAUAUGCAGGCAAAUUAAUUUGUCUGAAAUAUCUUCUCAAAGUUCGACCCGGACAAUUAAUGACCGAUGCCGAAGUUCGAGUGGCCAUUAAAGGUCUAUCAUUAUCUUGUAUAGCAUCGAUUGUUCAACAUUGUCCGAGAAUUUUAUUUGAAAAACUUGCAUACAAAAAAACUGCCACACAAUUAAUCAGAGAUAUAUUCUCAUUUUCAACACAUUCAGAUCCAAAUAUUCGUGGUCAUAUGGCAAUGAUUGUGGGAAAAUAUCUAAAACGAGCUCUAUCAUAUUCAUUUUCAUAUGAUGAAUUUCUCGCACAAAACAAUCCGGUUGGCAAUAAUAAUAAUGAGCUUUCACUUGAUUUUUUGCUAAAUUUAUUGGAAAAAUUUUUAUUCGACUCAUCAUCGAUAACCAUUCGUCAGACAUUGAUAAGUUUACAACAAUUUCUACCGAUAUUAAUCUCACAUAACGAAAUCAGAAUUAUUCAAAUAUUCAAUCUAAUACAUCAAUUAAUUCGUUUGAAAGAUAAUUCCUAUUGGCUAAUCAAAAUCGAACUAAUAACUUUAUUCGCUCGAAUUUCAUUUCCACAUUUGAAACAUAUGGAAUUUAUGCUUAAUUCAAUCACUAUAGAAAAGCCAUUAUUAAGAAUUCAUAAUCAUCUUUUAAAACAUGUUCCCAUUUCAAAAUUGAUCAUUGAAGAAAUUCUUUUCCAUUUUCUAUUCGAUUCCGAUCAUCGUGUAAGACAGGCUACAUUGAAUUUGCUUACAAAUUUUAUUGAUAAUAUCUGUCUAAAUAAUUAUGUCUUCCAAAAUGAUUGCAUCAAUUUACUAGUAAUGAAUUCAAUUCUAUCGAAUGAUGAUUAUUUGAAUGAAAAAUCAAAAUAUUUUAAUGGUAAAUUUCCAUCACUUGAUCUGUUUCAGCAUUCAUUGGAUGGGAAUCCUAUUCCAAAUUCACAUACACAAUCCAAUAAUGAUGAUGAUAAUGUUGAAUUUGUUAAUUUCAAAAAAUUAAUUAUCGAAUCAAAUGUUGCUUAUUUUGUUAAGAGAUUUUUCUACGAAUUACGCCAUCGUUAUUAUUGUAAACAAUCAUUGUCCAUUUGUUUGAAUUCGUUGAAUACGUUAGCGAGAUUAUAUCCACCGGAUAAACAUCCGAAUGGUUGGCUUAUUGAACCGAUUGAUUCAUCACAACACAAUUCAGUCGAAAUGAUCAUGUUUCUCAUUGAAAUUUUAACGAAAAAUCCUAUGAUGCUAAAUGACUUAUCAUUACAACAGAAUCUUGCCGAAUUGAUCAUGUGCCUAAUUGAAAGUGUCUGUCUUGCUUGUUUUCAACAACUUCAGCUACAAAAUCAACCCAAUGACUCACGUAUCGAAUCAACUGGUGAUCUUUAUCGAAUGAUUUCUUCGGAUUUUGCCCAUUGCAUUGAAACAUUUUUCCUAUAUCUAUACAAGAUUAUUGUCAUAUAUAGUGCUAUUAAUGAGGAUAAUCCAUUGAUAUUCACAACAUUUAUCCAUAAUCUUUACACUCGUAAUGAAUCGAUAUCGGCAAUGAUUAAGAAACAUUCGACCAGUUUUUUUGAUAUGAAUAAAGAUAAGAAUCUUAAAGAAUCAGCGACUGUUUCAUCAUCAUCAUUACCAUUUGGUGGAAAUAAAGCAACCCGUCGUCGUGAAACUUAUGCAUAUGAUUCAAUGUCAUUUCGACUGUUUGAAAUUCUUAAAAAUCAUCGUCACCAUCAUCGGAAAUCAAUAACAAUAAUGGGUCGAAGUGAUAAAUCAUCAUAUCUUAAUACAAUGCUAACAAUGUUGGCAAAAUUAUUAGAAUUUACUAGCUCAUCAUUUUUAUGUAAUCAUCUGGAAGAUAUGCUCAUCUAUUUAAAAAUGAUAUUCUAUAUGAAUCCAUCGGCUACGAUUGCAUCGAUUAAUCAAUUAAUUAAAUGUAUAUUUGAAAUAAAUUAUAUUUCAUUAUUUAUUGAAAUAUUUAAUCACAAUGGUGGCUUUCGAAUUAUUGAUUAUCAUCAUCAUCAACAACAAUCAUGUCAUUAUCACCAUCAUCAUCGUCGAGAUACAAAAUCAAAAUUAUCGAUUGAUUUGAAUAGUUUACAUAAUAUCUGUUUUGUCAUACCGUAUAUGAAAUUUAAUGAUUUACCAUCAAUUGGUGGCAGUGGUGAUGAAUCAAGAAUAGAUUAUUCAUCAUCAUCAUCAUCGUUAUCCUCAUCAUUAUCAUAUCUAAAUUGGCUACGAAAAUGGAUCGAAUAUAAAUAUAUAAAAAUAAUGAAUUCAGAUGUAACACGUGGAACUUUAGAGAAAAAUUCUGGUUUUUGUUUGAAAAAAUUUCUUACAACAAAAAUUCAAUGUUUCGAACCAUUAGUUAUACAAUCAAUGAAACAUUAUGCAAUGAGUAAUGAUACCAAAUGUCAAUCAAUCAUAUUGGAUCUUUUCGUACAAUUGAUUCAAUUCCAUAUAAAUUAUUCAUUACUUGAUUCGGAAAAACUUUUCGUCGGAUUUAUAAUGAAACAAUUUGAACAUUUAGAAACGAUUUAUGAUUCCGGUCCAUUCGAAAUAUUAAUGAAACAUGUAUUCCAUUUUCUUGCAACACUUUCAACUGAACAUUAUAUUAUCGAUGAAGAUAUGGUUAGCAUACCCAAAAUUAUUCAAUUAUGUGAUAAUUUAAUUGCCAAUGGUCAUCAAUGUUUAGCUAUUGAUGGUCUUCGUAUACUUAUUGAACAUAUUUUCUAUUCAGAUUUAUCACGAUUAUCAUCAGAUAAUAUUAAUUCAUCAACAUUAAUAAAUGCAGAUGCAGAACACUUACAAUUGGCUAUUGAAACACAAAAAGAAGUAAUUGUAGCAUAUUGUUUUAAAUUACUAAAUCAAAAUGGUACAUUCCAUCUAUUGGCAUUAAUAUUACAACAUUAUAAACAUCGUGAUCCGAUUAAAUGGAAUGAUCUUUCACAGCAGAUAUUAGAUAUUAUAAUUGGAAAAUUGUUAUCGAAUCAGAUUCGAAUCGAUUCAAGAGAAUAUUUUGAUUCAUUACAAUCCUUAUUAGCUAUAUUGUGUCCAAAUGUAUUAUCUCAUUUGACAUCAUCAUCAUCAUCGUCAUCAUCAUUGGAGAUAAUGUUGAAUGAAUAUAGUUCUUAUCAGAAUUCACAAAUUCUUUUUAAACAUUGGCUACCAAAAAUAUUGGUAUAUUUGAAAAUAAUACUAAUGGAUAUGAAUGAAACAGUUAUUAUGAAAGAAAUGGAUCGUAUUAAGACACGAAUGAACAUUAUUAUAUUGAAUCCCAUAAACAAUUGUCCCGGUGAUUGUGUUGAUAAAAUUGAUUCUGAAGAUGUAGUUGCAUAUUUUCUUUUAAAUCUUUUGCAGAAAAUCAUUAUGGAAAUUGAUCUUGAUGUUUCUAAUGGGAAUUAUCAUUCAAUCACCCUUAAUGAUAAUCAUGAUCAUCAACUAGUUGUACAUUUUCUUCGCUAUUAUCAUAUGAUUUUAGUUUCAAUUUUUCAAUCGGGUUUCUAUCCAAGAUUAACUCGAUCCGCAACGAUUCUAUUACGACAACAACCAAAAUCCGAACUAUCAUUAAAUAAUGAGACAUUUGAUCUAAAAAUGGUCAAUGAAAUUUUUCUUAAAAUAACUAAAUUUUAUCCACUCCUUACAAUUUCAUGGCUAAAUUUUCUUUAUAUUCUUAACUACGAUAAAUUGGCUAAAAUUCUGUCCAAAUGUAUUGAUAGAAAUAAAGUCAUAGAUUCCAAUGGGAAUAAUCAAAAAUCAAAACAAACAUCAACAACAAUAAUCAACUGGGAAAUCUUGAAACGAAGUUCAUUAAUAUUACUUUGUGAUUAUCUAUCCGAAAAUCUUGAAAAUGUUGAAUUCUUAUCAUGGUUCAUUAUAAAUUAUUUACAUGAAAUAAUUGAACAUUGCCAUGAGAUGCCAAUCAAAGAGUUUAUUAAUGGAUUACAUCGUAAACCAGUGUCGAGUGGUUUAUUAUUACAAGUUAUUAGUUCAAAAUUUGAUGAUGAACUUGUAAUGAAUACAAAUGGUGAUGAUGAUGUUGGUGGUCCAUUAAUGGCACAGAAAAUUCUUUAUUGCCUUGAACGUUCACAUAAUCGACAGAAUAUAGCAUUGAUUAUGUUUUUACUUGAACGAUAUAUAUGCAACAUACGUUUAUCAUUAUAUUAUAAAUGUUGUAAAUAUGCCGAAUCAAUCAUAAUAAAUCGUUUGAAUCUAAUUUAUGAUUAUAAAUCAAGAAAAUCAACUAAACAACCAUUAUUAUUUAGUUUUGAAGAUUUUGAUAAUCUAUUGCGAAUUGUUAAACAUACAUCAUAUAAUAAAUUAUAUUUUACAUUAAAAAUGAUACGUGUACGUUUCUAUGAUUCAAUGAUUGAUCAUAAUAACGUACAUAAUCAACAACAACAACAACAACAGCAGCAGCAACGAUUAUCAAGAAAAAAACGUCAUCAUCAAAAAAAUAUUAAAGAUCCAUUAAGAUUGAAACGGAUAUCCAUACCGGAUAUGGAUAAAAAUUGGUUUACAAUAAUGAUCAAUAAUCAAUUAUCACAACGACAGCCUAUCAACAAUACGGCAAACAUAUUGAAUUCAAUCGAUCGUCUUACCAACAAUGAUAUUAUUGAUCUAAUAUUUUCGUCAAAGUUUUCUUUGAAAAAUUUUAUCAUUAUAUUAAAAUUGAUUGUUGAAAAGCAGCUGGAUAAUAAUAGUAACAGUAUCAGCAGCAGCAUUGGUAGUAAUAAAUUCCAUAAACAUCAAUCGUUUACUAGGCCAUUGGAAUUGGCCAAAUUUAUUGUACCAAUUUAUUGCCAAUUUUUACAAUCAAUUCUUGAAAGAUUUCCUUUGAUUUAUUAUUUCAAUAACAACGGCAACAACAAUGUUCAAAAUAAUCAAAAUAUUCGUACCAUCUAUUAUGAUGAUGUUCGAACAAAACUUUUAACACAUAAUGAUUUUCCAUUUUAUACUAAUCUACUACAAUCAUUUAGUUCAUCAUUUGCCUAUUUUAUUGAACAUUUAUCAUUAUUUGAUAAUUAUUCAGUUGUUGGUAAUGAUUUUCAGGAAGAAGAAUCGUCAACCACUACUACCACUAGCACAGCAUCAUUACAAUCAAUAAUCAUACAUUUAACUAUCGUAUAUUCAACAUUAUUAUAUGAUGAACAGAAUCGACAGAAUUAUCAGAAUGCAUUAAAUAUUCUUCUUGUGAUUGAAAAUUUUCUCGAUAAUCGAAAUCUGUUUGUCGAUUUUGGACAGGAAAAAUAUUUAUAUCUACAAUUAACAUUGAUCAAUGCGAUUCAUUAUACGUUUAAACAUCAUUAUUCAUUGUCAAUGGCCGAUAUUUUUAUCAAUGUUGAUUUAACUAAUUUAACUACAGAAUUCGAUAUCACUGUGGAUGAUUACGAAAAACUGAUUACAAUGUUUCAUUCAUUGGAAAAUAAUUUUGACCAGAAUUUAGAUGAAGGAAAAAUUCCACCUUUAUAUCAUCGAAUGAUACAACGAAUAGUAUUGAAUCUAUGUCGUCUACCGAAUUUUAAUUCAUUAAUUUACAUUCCAUAUAAUCUAUUGAAUUCACAAAAUCCGAAUAUCUGGAAUGGAAUACAAUCAUUAACAAAUAUAUCGAUAAUGGCUUCACAAUUUCUAUGUGAAACAGAAACAUUUAAACAAUUCUUAUUCCGCAUUGCAAACAUUGGUUUCGUGAAUCGUCGACAAUUUGAAGAGAUAUGGAUGACAUUAUUGGGUGUAUUUUCUGAAUCAUUUUCACUCAUUUCACAAUAUUCUCGUCAAGGUUAUGGGAGUGGUAGUAUGGAAGAAUUGAGUGAAUACAUUAUACUCACGAAAUUAGUAAUAAUGGCCAUUACAAAUCUAUUAUAUAAUGCAAAUACAAUUCUAUCAAAUAAUCAUUAUCAUUCUGAUUAUUCAAUAUCCGAUUUAUAUGAUAAUAAUAUUGAUGUCGAUAAAGAACAUAUUGUUUCAUUUGGUGAGAAAUAUGAACAAAUUCAUCAUAUUAUUCAUCGAAAAUUUCAUACGGAUGAACAAACCAUAAAGCUAUAUAAUGAUCCAAUAUUGAAUCGUUCAUUUUAUUAUAAAUUCAAAUCAAUUCAUGAAUUCCAUUUCGAUUCAGUCGGCCGUAAUCAAUCGGAAUCAACAUCAUCAUCACCUAUAUCAUCGCCAUCAACAUCGACGAUACCUAUCAAUAAUAAUGUUCAAACAUCGAUUGAUCUAUAUUCAUGUAUACAAUUUUUGAUCGAUUUUUACGCACAACAGAUUCAACCAUAUUUAAGUAAAAAUGCCAUAUAUUUUCCUAUCGUAACCGAAAUGGCUAAAUCAACAUUAAUUUUAUCCGAAUUAUUUGUCGAUCGUAAUCAAUAUCGUCGUGUAUUAGAAUUGUUUAUUGAUCUACAAAAAAUUGUCGAUAAUUAUGAUGAUGAAAUUCUUGGUCAAUUUAUUGGAACCGGUUUCUGUAAAUUUUAUGCCAUUUUAGGCAAUUCUGAUGAACAACUUGAACGACAAAAGAAGCAUAUGUUUGAAAGAAAUUUUAAAGAAUUUUUUCUACCCACACGAAUACAUUCGAUUAAUGCCAUUGAAUAUCUCAUUGAUGGACAAAUUGUCAAAUCAAAAGAUUUACAACCUUUAUUGGAUUAUAUUGCCAAACAUUUAAGUACCGAACACAUCAUACCGAGUAGCUAUUGUCGAGAAUAUGUUGAUAAAUUGGUACGAAUUUCAUUCAAAUUGAUUGAUUCAUAUUCGGAUAUUGUUGUUGUACCCAAUAAUCAAUGUGAUUAUCAUCGUGAAAAGAUUAUGAAGGGCUUGAUCAAAUUAAUUGCGAAAGAUAUUAAUAUACGUGUAUUGAACACAUUGAUACAUUGUUUGGAAAAAUUAAUACGACAUAAAAAAUUGAAUAUGGAUGAAGCUAAUCUAUUAAGAAAUCUAUGCCUAAAACGUAUGAACAAUUCAACGACUAAUACAUCAACAACAAUAACAACUAAUCGAUCAUGUCAGAUACAAAUGUUAAGUAUGAUUGUCAAUACUACUUAUCUAGUUGGAACAACAAAUUUUGAUCUAGAAACCAAUGAUGAUAAUGAUGAUGGUGAUGAAUUAUUUAAAACAAUGGAAAAAUUAUCAAUCAUAUUUGAACCAUUACGUUGGUGUAAUUCAUUAGAUGCAAGAAUUAUAUGUCAAGUAUUCGGAUAUUUUUUAGCCGAAUUUUUUCCCGCACAAGAUAUAUUGAAUAAAUGUAUUGGUGAAUUUCUUUCGAAACAACAGAAUCAUUACAAAUAUUUGAUUGAAAUACUUUAUAUGAUUUACAGUAAACUACAAAUAGAUUGUCAACAAAAUGAUACGGCCGAAGAUUGGGUCAUAUUAUCAUUGUCCAGUUUUACACAAUUGGUGCCAAUAUCACAUGCAUUAUGGGCAUUAACUUGUUUUCUAAUCUGUGCAUCACAUAAUCAUUGGAUACGAUCAUGUUAUUAUUAUUUCCAAAAUCGAUUUGGUAAAUUUAGCGAACACGAUAAAAGAGCUUUUUUCACCAUCUGUAAUAAUUUCUACAAUGAGAUCAAAUCGGAUGAUAAUAAAAUGUCGUUCAUAAAAACAUUCCAGAAAGCGGCAUGUGUGCCGAAUUCACCAUAUAUUGAAGUUUUACAAUAUUUAUGUGAUGAUAAUCUGUGAUUAAUGAUAAGAAUAAUAAUAAUCGAAUUCACUUGCUAAAUUCA